Molecule: messenger RNA, 5113 nt
Organism: Calliphora vicina (urban bluebottle blowfly)
Lineage: Eukaryota; Metazoa; Arthropoda; Insecta; Diptera; Calliphoridae
Gene: Dgk
Product: diacyl glycerol kinase 1
Exons: 22
Coding region: 631-4656 (1341 amino acids)
Biological process (GO): intracellular signal transduction; diacylglycerol metabolic process; lipid phosphorylation
Cellular component (GO): plasma membrane
Molecular function (GO): calcium ion binding; ATP-dependent diacylglycerol kinase activity
Source: RefSeq, a predicted model, not a curated record
UAUUAUGACUGAUGAAGUCUAUAUUUUUAUUAAAUUAUCCUCAAUAAAACAUAAUUAAAUAUCCCAAAAAAAAAAAUAACAAACAAAAAUCUCAUUAUAAUAAUUUACUUGAUGUCUGUCAUAGUUACUCGUACUUUACAAUAGAAACAACAGAAACAACAUGAUCUAAAUGAUAAAUUGUGUUUUUUUUAUGGCGAAUAAAAAUAAAAAGCAAAAUAAUUUAUAACAAGAAUUUAUUUGUGUUUGUGUGACUCAAAUUACAAGGCUGUUGUAAAUUAGCAAUAAGACAGCAACAAUAACAAGAACAUCAAUUUUAACAAGAAAACAACCUUAACUACAACAAAAGUUUAUAAACAAAAUCCUAAAAUUAUCAUCAUGAUAUGUUAGAUAACAGUCUGUGGCAGCUGUACAAAAGUUAAAUUGAUGGUAAACUAAAAAUUUCAACACAAAUAAAUUUAACAGACAGCUGUUAGUAAAAAAAGAUAUUCUUCACCCACACACUAAAACGCGCAUUGAAACCAAUGUAAGUUUUGUCUUCAUACGACAUAGAAUAUACAAAAAAUACUUCCAAUUCAUGAGAAAUAUAUUUGUUUAAUCAAAAUUGAAGAACGAGCAAAGAAAAAAGCCAAAAUGUCGGCCACAAAUGUACAUAAAUGGGAUAAAUUGUCACCAAAGGAAUUUUUACAGCUGCAGGAAUUGGCAUCAUAUUCAACACGUAAACUUCAGGAUGUUCUGCAAGAGUUUUGUUCACCACAUGCCUCGCCAAAGCUGAAUCCGGAUGGUGACAUUGACUACGAUGGCUUUCGGCGUUUUCUUGAUGCUUUUCUCGAUUGUGAAACUCCCCCAGAAUUGGCUCAGCAUUUGUUUGUAUCGUUUCUUAAGGCCAAUGUGCAACAACUACAGGGCAAGACACUCAAUCAAAUGGCAGCCAUCAGCAGUACGGCUGCCUGUGCCCCGGUUACGGCGCAUACAAAAGGCUCUUUAGCAAAUGUAAAUAGUAUUGUGGAAAUCUCGCCUGCAAAUCUGGUACAUGGCAGCAGUGGCGGUGAGACCACAACAAGUGUUCGCAGCAGUUUUGUGGAUAAAUUGCAUCAUGGCAUUACCGACAAACUACAUUCGUUAAGUGGUCAUUUAACACAUGAUGCCAGCAAAACAGGGUGUGUGCAUCCAAUGGUUACUGUUACACCCAGUCCCAUGGCAGCAUUUCAAAAUACAACAACGACAACAAAUGCUAACAGCAACAACAACAAUGCAAAUGGUCAAAAUAUUGGUGGUGGCAGUGGAGGUGGCGUUGGUGGUAUUGUUGGUGGCUCAACAUUUACCACAACAAAUACACGUUGUUCCACCGACUCCAGCCCAUCACAUUCACAAACCAAUCAUUCCCAAAUGUCACGCAACUCAUCCAAAAAGAGCAACAAUUCGGUUAAUUGCAAAAUAGAUGCUGAUAUUAAAUUAUUAACACGCAAACUUUCACAUUUUGAUCCCUUAACACUGAAAGUGUCCCUUAAGGAUGUGGUAUGUUAUUUAUCAUUGUUAGAAGCUGGUCGGCCAGAGGACAAAUUGGAGUUCAUGUUCCGUUUGUAUGACACGGAUGGCAAUGGUGUGCUGGACACGGCUGAAAUGGAUGCCAUUGUUAAUCAAAUGAUGGCUGUUGCUGAAUAUUUGGGUUGGGAUGUUACUGAAUUAAGGCCGAUACUUCAAGAUAUGAUGGUAGAAAUUGACUAUGAUGCCGAUGGCACUGUUUCCUUGGAAGAAUGGCAACGUGGCGGCAUGACAACGAUACCUUUACUAGUACUAUUAGGUGUCGAUAGUACUGCUUUAAAGGAGGAUGGCAUACACGUCUGGCGUUUGAAACACUUUAAGAAACCAGCAUAUUGUAAUCUUUGCCUAAAUAUGUUGGUGGGUUUGGGCAAAAAAGGUCUCUGCUGUGUAUUGUGCAAGUAUACAGUACAUGAGCGUUGCGUUCAACAUGCUCCAGCAUCUUGUAUAACAACAUAUGUCAAAUCGAAAAAGGUCAAGGGCGGUGGUGAUCUACUGCAUCAUUGGGUGGAAGGCAACUGUUACGGACGUUGCUCGAAAUGUCGUAAACGUAUUAAAGCAUAUCAUGGCAUUACAGGACUCACGUGUCGUUGGUGUCACAUGAUGCUUCACAAUCGUUGUGCUUCAUCGGUGAAGAAGGAAUGUAGUUUGGGGGAAUUUUCCGAUUUAAUUGUGCCACCUACAGCCAUCUGUCCGGCUGUAUUGGAUCGUCAACGUUCUGUUAAUCAAGCAAAUAAGAAAUCUUCUACAUCCCAAUCACAUCAUCAACAGGCUACACAUUUCCAAAUGACACCACCAAAUGAAAUCAGUUGCCCUCUGUUGGUGUUUGUUAAUCCCAAAAGUGGCGGUCGACAAGGUGACCGUAUUCUACGUAAAUUCCAAUACAUGCUAAAUCCACGUCAGGUAUACGAUCUGUCCAAAGGUGGUCCCAAAGAAGGUCUUACAUUAUUUAAGGAUUUACCCAAUUUUAAAGUUAUUUGCUGUGGUGGCGACGGCACCGUGGGUUGGGUAUUAGAAGCCAUGGACUCCGUAGAGUUUGCCACACAACCAGCAAUUGGUGUGAUACCAUUGGGCACUGGCAAUGAUUUGGCACGUUGCUUGCGUUGGGGUGGCGGUUAUGAGGGUGAAAAUAUACCAAAAUUAAUGGAUAAAAUUAAACGUUCGAAUGUUGUAAUGCUGGACAGAUGGAGCAUAGAAGUGACAAAUAAUCCCAUGUAUGAGGAGAUACCGAGGCCGAAGGUGACACUGCACUCGAACAUGCAAAAAGUAUUUGAAUUGUCACAAAGUGUUGUGGUUGAGAAAUCUUUUAUGGAAAAAUACGAAGAAGAGGAAAUUCAUCGGAGCAGUAGUUGCAAUACAAAUCUCUGUCAACAUGAUUAUACAACACAACAGCUGACACAAUUCACAGAUGAUGAUGAGGAUGAUGGUGAUGAUGAUGAUGAUCCAAUGACGACGACAGGACAUAAAACAUCGUUACACGAAGAAGAAGAGUUAAGUGAGAAGCAGCAACAGCAACAAAUUAAAUCAUCAAUGUAUCGCAGUACAACAACAACAACCUCAACAUCUUCAUGUAAGACAACAAAAAGCAUAUCAAUGUCUACAUUUGAAAUUAAACGUUUACAACAGAACAUGAGACAGGAUACAAUGAUUAGUUAUUGUAGUAGUCCCACAACAUCAUGCAGCAGUACACAAAGUACCUUAGGAAGACAGCAACAGCAACAGCAGCAGGAACAUCAGCAGCAACAACGACAACACAUUAGAGAAUCAAUAUCAACGUCAUUAGCAGCCGAGAAAAGCAAUUUAACAAAUGAUGAUGAUGAUGCUUGUCGAGACCAUCGCCAUAUUGACACAAAUACUAAUAACAACUAUGAGGAUAAUAACGAUAAUCAACUUAACUACCACAAUAAUAAUCAGCAUGAUAAUGCUAAUAAUGAUGUUGCUGCCCCUGCUGCUACUGCUACUACUGCUGAUAAUGAUAAUAAUGAGAGUAUUGUUACUGUCGACAGUAGGAAUGAAACAAGAAAUGCCAGAUACAAUGCAAAUGUUGAUUUAAAUACGACGACGCCUAAACACAAAUCAUUCAAUUUCAAUGGAAACUUAUCACUGUACGAUACAACGGCUUGUGAUGCCAACAAGCAGUCAUCAUCAUCCAUGUUCCAUCAAAACAACAAGGACCAGCCAGUACCAGUACAACCAACAAAUGGCAAUAAAAACGAUGCAUUUGUAAUAACGGAAAGUGAAAAUUUAUUUGCCACAACUCCCACUCAAACUCAAACAACAGCUGACGAGUGCGCCACUUUGUAUGAGCAGCGCUCGCCCACACCAGUGCCAACGCCAACACCUACAGCCUCGGAAACGAAAACAUUUAACAUUCCUCUACAAAAACCUCUAAAAAGCCAAGCGGAAAAGGACUGCACUGUGCCAUACAACAUUAUCAAUAAUUAUUUUUCUGUGGGAGUGGAUGCCGCAAUUUGUGUUAAAUUUCAUUUGGAACGUGAAAAGAAUCCGCAUAAAUUUAAUAGUCGCAUGAAAAAUAAACUUUGGUAUUUUGAAUAUGCAACAUCGGAAACAUUUGCCGCAUCUUGCAAAAAUCUACACGAACAUAUUGAAAUUGUUUGUGAUGGAGUUUCCUUGGAUUUGGCAAAUGGACCUCAUUUACAAGGUGUGGCUCUACUCAACAUUCCAUACACCCAUGGUGGUUCCAAUUUGUGGGGAGAACAUUUAUCGCAAAAACGUAUACGCAAAAGUGCCGGUCCAUUUCGUAAGGGCAAAAAACUGAAAUCCUCCGAUAAGGAACUAUCAGCCACUAGUUUUAAUUCGGUAGAUCUAUCGGUAGCAACACAAGAUUUUGGUGAUCGUUUAAUUGAAGUUAUAGGCCUGGAAAACUGCUUACACAUGGGUCAAGUUCGUACUGGACUUAGGGCCUCAGGGCGACGUUUAGCCCAGUGUAGUGAAGUGAUUAUAAAAACUCGCAAAACGUUUCCCAUGCAAAUCGAUGGUGAACCUUGGAUGCAACAACCCUGCACGAUUAAAGUUACACAUAAAAAUCAAGUUCCUAUGUUAAUGGCUCCACGCUCCGAAAAGGGUAAAGGUUUCUUUAACAUGCUGUGCAGCUGAUUCAGACGCAGCGUCUCAACCAGUUCCAUAUUGCGACGCGAACAUUUUACUACAACAAUUACUACUCCAACACAUUUUACAGAAACCACCGUCCAAAAUACAGAAUACUAAAUAGCUUUAUAUAUAAGAAAACACAAAAAAACUAAAAAAACACAUAAAACCACAUGAAUAUAAAUAAUUAAAUUAAUUUAAUUUAUUAAAGAUGAGUAAGCUAAAUUUAUUUAUUGCAUUUUAUGUUUGUUUUAGAUUUUAAAUUUUACUUAGGAAACAUUCAAUUUUGAACACCGGUAGUUACUAAUCAACCAACCAAAUUUCGCUUUAACAAUACUUUAUUAUUAUUAUACCGGUGAAAAAGAACAAAUAUUUUUUUGUAUCUAGUCUUUAUUUAGCAUUAAUAGCAAAAAUAUUUAUAGAAGAAUUUAUUAUAUACAAUUUAAGUCUACUUGAAAAAAAAACA